This is a messenger RNA of Monoraphidium neglectum, 351 nucleotides long. RefSeq lists its product as hypothetical. Lineage: Eukaryota; Viridiplantae; Chlorophyta; Chlorophyceae; Sphaeropleales; Selenastraceae. The coding region runs from base 1 to 351 and encodes 116 amino acids. The record is from RefSeq and is a predicted model, not a curated record. The transcript has 2 exons.
AUGCUGGGCGAGCCCUCGCGCCACGCGCUGGCCUGGAGCCGCGCCGGCGUGGACUGGGUCGUGGCCAUCCACGGCGGCGGGGCCGGACUGUACGCGGUGGCGGUGCAGCACCUCUCGGACUGGCUGCUGCAGGCGCCGCCCGGGGAGCUGCUGCUCGGACUGUCCCCGGCCCGCGGGCGCGCGCCGUACGACGACGCGAUCUCGGACUGCGCGCGCAGCGCGGCGCCGCUCGCCAAGCGGCGCCACCACGCGGCCGUGCUGGUGGGGACGCCGGCGGCGGUGCGGGCGGAGGCGGCGGCGCUGAGGGCGGUCGGGCGGGAGGUGUGCUGCAUGCCGCGCGCCGCCGCUUGA